Molecule: messenger RNA, 4147 nt
Organism: Monopterus albus (swamp eel)
Lineage: Eukaryota; Metazoa; Chordata; Actinopteri; Synbranchiformes; Synbranchidae
Gene: bicral
Product: BICRA like chromatin remodeling complex associated protein
Exons: 13
Coding region: 1691-4069 (792 amino acids)
Biological process (GO): positive regulation of DNA-templated transcription
Cellular component (GO): SWI/SNF complex
Source: RefSeq, a predicted model, not a curated record
AAGGAGGAGGAGGAGAAGGAGGGGGGGAGCAAAUUAAAAGUUGCCAAAUGGAGAUAUUGGGUUUCAAGAGGAGUGAGACAAGAGUAAAGGGUUUGCCUCUCGGAGUCGUCUUUAUGUAAUGCUAAUCGGGAUAAAUAUUUAUGGCACGACUCGGUUUAGUCCUUUCGCAUUUUCGACGGAUUCUAACCGACGUUUUCAAAAUAGGCGUCGACGACAUCACGGUUAGCUAACCAGAACAGGCCGAUGUUUAUGGUUAAAAUGUUUAGGAUCGUCCAGGCUGGGGAUCUUCGUGAAGAGAACAGGGACUGUGACAAAAAUCCCCCGGCUGAAGCGCGUCGGUUCGGUAUAUGGGGACAAAUGUGACGUUUUUCAUGCUGGCAGAUGAGCCGCAGACGACAAAUGAAAGCCUCCCCAGCAGAGAAAGAAAGAGCACGUCAGCGACGACCAGUCACAGGCUGGACCACGGGCGUUUUAUGCUGCUUGAAUGCGAUUAUCAUUCUGUCAAUUCAGUCUAUUUUUGGAAAUAAAACUUGCAGGCUGUACAUUAGCUGGCUUUCUAAACCAAUGGCGAUUCCACAAAGCCCUAGUGGCAGGGCUACAGUGGCUACUAACUCGGCUUGCGGCGAAGGGUGCAGGCUAUGGUGGAAGUCGGAAACAUUUAAGCUGUAGUUCUAACAAAAUGUUCAAACUUCUCUAAUUAUUUUGAUAAAAGGCAGCGAUACAACCGCAAAUUCGGACCUUUUGACACACUACAGAGGCUUGCUUUUGUUAGGGUAUAUGUUUGACUUUAAAAAAAAUGUAACGUUACUUAUGUCACUAAACAGUCUGUUACUUAUAUUAAAUGCUCGUGUAAACGGUAAUAUUUUCAUGUCGGAGUUAAAAGGAGUGGUGUUUACUUAUUUUAUAUAUACACAAUAUUUGGAGCGUUUAGUGAAAUAAAAUAAACAAUUUGGUUUGCAUGUAUUUUUGUUUAGAAAGACCGACGUUCCUCUCACAUUUUACAAUGAAAAGACAAAUGAGCCGCACUGUAGGAGUCUCUCCACACUUUCGACAAAACGUCGUGUAUUUGCCAUGGAUAUUUCAGAAAACUUAAUUUACUAUAUAAUUUAAUUUGUUUUAGCCGUGGUUCUCGGUGUUUAAAUCUGCAGGAAAUCUAGACAGCCCAUAUUUCAGAGCAGCCCUGUUAUUCUUUGUUCCCCUUGAACCAAAUAUGGAGGCUGAACGCGGCUCAGCUGUAAAGACAGCCUGUGGCAUGGUAACGGCCAUUUUGUAGCAUUGCAGUUGUUACAUUUUGCACAGAAUCAGGAACACAAAACCACAAAUCAUCCUUGACUUUGAUAAAGUACAACAUAUUUUAUUUAAAGACAAUUUUAUUCAAAUACUGGAUUAAUGACUGCAGGGGGUUAUUUUCUGGUAUAUUUCUCCACACAUUGCUUAUUACAUUAAAACAGAAUGUGGUAGAUAUCCAAACACUCACUGAUCAUUUCUCUGCUGGGUCAAAUUAGUAGGCUAUUCAUUUUCAUCCCACUAUACUGGUAAAACCAAGAUAACUGCAUACUUGUGUUGGCUGACAAAACAUAAAGCCAACACCUCUUUCAGUCUACAGACUCAACCAUUCAAGCCCAGCCUGUUUCAGAAAACAAAGGGUGUUAAAUGACUGAAUUCAUGCUUCCUGCUGGAAAUCUGUGUCAUGGAUGAUGAGGACGAUCGCCGUCUUCUGGAUAUUUUACGAGAUGUGGAUGCACUAAAUGAUUAUCUCCAUGGCAGCAAUAGCAAGUCUAUUGAGGAGGAUGAUGUGACAAAUGCAGCUUAUGGGCCAGAUGGAUCCUUCUUUAUUAGUGACACGGCCAGCUCCAACAUUGACCUCAAGGAUGGCUCUUCUUCAAUGGGUGAAUUUGGCGAGGAUUCAGCUGGGGCAGGCCUCCAGCUCUCUAGUAGCCUUUCAUUCAUCGAGGAUGAAUUGGAGACUGGGAGCUCUCCUGGAGGUGGGGAUCUUGGGGGAGAGGACCAGCCCUUUGACAUCCUCCAGAAAUCUCUCUUGGAGGCUGACAUAACGGAGCAGAUCCUGGCCCAGGAGGCCUUCCUGGACUGCCAGCCAGCUCCUACUCCAGUGCAGGCUCCUGUUCCCUUCCCUUCCCAGGUGGUCUCUGGGGGUUAUGGAGGGGGAGUGGUUACCACAUCGACAGGUGCGUUCCCAACUAGCCAGUUCCUGCAAGGAGUGUCCCAGCUGCCCAAUGGCUCUGCUCAGCAAAUCCAGGUGUUGGGCUCAUUUGGGGCGGGUGGUGGGGUGAUGACUCUGAGCAACUUAGAAAGAACUCCUCAGAUUGUGCUGAGGCCGGGGGCACCAGUAGCUGCAGCAGGGACCACAACAGGAGGGCAGGUCUUUGCUCCUACCCAAGGUCAAGUAGGCCAAGUGGGCCUACCUUUCAAAAACAUUCCCCUUCAAAACUUCAUUAUCCAGAGAGGCCUGGGAGGGACCCAGACUCUUGUCAGACCUAUCCAGCCUAAAACCCUUCAAGGUGGGGCUCAGACUGUCUACAGCCUUGGUCUUCAGUCCUCUCCCACCACCACAGCUAAUGUAGGCACUGCUAACACUGCUACCCCUGGGGGAGAGUACACAGCCAAUGGCUCCAUAGUAGUGCAGGCACCCCUGGAGCAACAGCAGAUGCAAGGACAGACGAAUAUACCACCUGGACAGUUCUUGCUGCCCAGCUCUUUGGCACUCACUUCAGCCACCACCAUCCACAAUGGCCCUGCUGACCCCAACUCAAAUGCCCUGACUACCACUCAGAAUGUGGUGCAGAUUGUUGCGGGGCAGAACUUCACUGCACCACCAGGGAAUCAGCUAAUUUUGAAUCAAGGAAUAGUCAGUGGAAGUCAGGUUGGGGGGGCUAUAACCCAAACAUGGACAGGAGUGUCUUGUGCGAGUUCUGCUCCUGUGCAGACAUCGUGCGCUCCUGGGCGGCUGACUCUGGUCGGCCCAGCAACAGCAGGACUCAGUCAAGUGUCGGCUAGCCCCGUGCAGCGCCUUCUAGUGACUCAAACUCAGAACUGCACUUCUCUGUCCCCUUUACCUGGUAUAGUGACACAGGAGCAAGAUUACAGACAGAAUUCAUCAUCACUUGCCCUCAAACAGGCACAGCUCAGCAGCAUUCAUGCCAUGAAAACCACAACACAAGAUUCAACACUAAACUCUCAGGUCAGUGCACAGAAGAGGCCUGCCCUUUCUCCACUUACAAGAGGAGGAAUGAUUUUACAACAGUUGAGGAAGGAUCAUGCUGGAGUCCAGACCCCAGAUAGACGUCAAUUCACUUCAGUCAACAAUGCGCUGCAAAGACUCCUCCCUUAUCAUGUGUUCCACGGGACUCCACCCAGCCAGGACGAGUUCUCACAGGUGGAUGAAGAAUUUGAGGUAGCUGCAACUCAGGUGCUGAAGAGGACCCAGGCCAUGGUCAAUAAAUACAGGCGACUUUUAAUGGUGGAAGCAGAGCGUCCCAGUCCGUCGUCAGAAAUGGUGAUGAUUGACAGGACCUUCAACCAAGAGGAGCGCAGCAACCUGACACAAGACAAGCGCAUGGUACUAGUAGAUCCAGAUAGCUUCUUGGAGGACUUCUGUUGUGGAAUGAAAUCCAAACUUUUCCAAGACCCCACUCCCUGUCAGUCCAGCUCAAGUUGGAAUCAGGCAGACAGAGGCUCUAUAGAGCCACCAUGCAAGACAGACUCCCACCCUGGGAAUGCAGACCCAGGAGGGUUUGAGCUUGUAGGUGCAGUAGAUAGACUCCACCCUCCACACUUAAAAAAUCAGAGCAUCCUGGAACUGAAGAGUUCCCAGCAACGCUACGGGCCCAACAGCGCCAACAGCAACAGCAUCACCUCUGGUAACAGUUAUCCUCAAGGUAACCUUUCACCUUUCACAGCAACGUCGGGAGGACAGAAGCACUACCAAGAGUCUCAACAUCUGUCCUCCCAUUUGAUCCGGCCCCAGUACCCUGCUCGGCUCACUUCGCCCCCUCACCCUGACACAGACUCUGCUCUAGAGGCGGCAGUCAACAGCAUCUUGGAAUGUUAAAACUGAUGGUCAUCAUCAUCCCCAAUAUAUGGGUUUAACUUCCUUUGCCUGCUUUUUUUUUUUUUUUUUUUUUCUUUU